AUGCUGCAGCACGCGUUCGGAUCUGGCAGAGAAGUUAUCUACCUCCGGACCAGGUCGGAUAGAAAGCUCUUCAACCUCGCCAGGCUGAGAGCUGAGUCAAAAGUUCAGCUGAGGUGUCUGCGCGACUUCCUUUUUGCCGACGAAGCAGCAGUCACCGUCCACUCAGCUGAAGACCUCCAACAGCUCAUGACCCGCUUAAGCGAGGCCUCUCAGGCUUUCGGACACAACAUCAUCCUGAAGAAAACACAGGUCAAGGGACAUGGAGUGGACUCCCCACCUAACAUUGGCAUCUCUGAUUACAAACUGGAAGUUGUGGACGACUUCGUGUACCUGGGCUCCACAAUUUCUGACUCCCUCGCUCUUGACAUGGAGCUAAACAUACGCAUCGAUGUGGCCCCUGUGGUGUUGCCUCCUGUGGCGGCGCCUCCCGUGGUACAACCCGCGGCGGCCGUGUCUGGUGAUGUUGAACGGGACAUUCAGUCUCUUAGUAAUGCUGUUUUCCAAGAAAUUUGUGCUCGAGACGAACCUUCGAUGUGUGCAGCGGCCACAGUGGUGGUGCUCCUGGCUGGCCUCGGUGCUGCCGACGUGACCAGUGAAGGUGGCGCCAACUCUGCAGAAGCAGACGACACAGAGAGGGAGAGACGCCACUCAUUGCCGCUGACGCAGUCUUUGAGACCCUACGGUGUCCUGCCACCCCACACGCCAGCAGCGUUCCUCACGCCCUACUCCAUCUUCGCCUCCCACCCCACCUUGGUCAGCUCCCAAGUGUCCAACUCCCUCAACCUGGGCGGGGUCCUAGACAGGCCUGUCUCCACACCCGUCAUCACCCCAUUCAUCAGGGAGAACAAGCUGACGAUCAACCAGGCAUCAUUUAAUCAACUGGCGGGAGGUCCCCUGUUAAACCAGGGCGUCUACACCCCCAGCCGCACCCCGGCGGUCACCCAGCCCUUCCUGGGCCCCGCCUCCGGCCUGGGUCCUCGGGUCACCCCCGUCCCUCACCACCUCCGACCUCUCCAACCUUCCAUAAACACAUACGGAGUCAAGACAUCCAACCAGUUCUUUAUCUUUUCUCUGGUAAGACAUCUAACCCAGUUCCCUAGCUAUGCCCCAGUAAGAGAUCACAGCUUGGAUACAUCAGACGAUGAAGCGUCUCACAAGACAGUUGAGAGAAAAUAUGACCUGGUAUUAUCUUAUAUUCGUACAGUAACGCGUCACUUCCCUGGGCAAACACAUUGCCCGAAUGGCCUGCAGUGUGUGCCGCUGGUGAGCUGUGCUCCCUGCUACCACCAGGUGGAGAACCAGCCCCAGCUCUCCUGCUCCAUCUACGGUGGUGCUGUUGGCGUCUGCUGCCCCGGACAACCCAAUAACAUUAACCUGCGACAGCUGUUCGUAGAGCCGGAGAUUGUGGUUCCUCAACUGGGCUUCAGUAAUGAUCUGAUCAACGGGGCUGUUAGGGUCGGCCUCGGGCUGCUGGCGGAGGUGGACCUCUUGGAAGCGGAACUGCAAGCAAGAGACUUCGAGGUGACGGACUUCAGAGACCCAGCUUUCGGUCAUCUCCAGUUCUUCAAGACAUCACCCCUCGCCAUUCGACUUUCCAGAGGCGCCUUUGUCAGCGCUUUAGCCAGUGACCAACUCAUGACCCAGUUUCGCCUGAGUCCCUUGCAGGCUGGCUUUGGUCUGCAGCAGUUUGAUCUGUCCAACACCAUCAUCGCCGAAUCCUGCCCGAGGAAUCCUGCGUGCAGGGAGAGAGACGUACUCUACCGCACCAUCGACGGCUCCUGCAACAACCUGGACAACCCCAUGUGGGGCCAGGCUAGGACCACCUUCCAGAGACUAUGUCCCCCAUCCUACAGUGACGGUUUGUUCCGGCCUCGUCGGAGUGUGCUGGGCGGCCCGCUGCCCUCCGCCAGGCUGGUGUCCACCAGCAUAUCAGGAGACGUGGACAAUCCCAGCCCAGACUACACCCUCUCCCUCAUGCAGUGGGGUCAGUUCAUCGACCACGACCUCGCUCACACCCCCAUCAACAGGCUAAGUAACACGAGUGGUAUUCAGUGUUGUGGUAACAACGGAACGACUGUGGCUGAAGCAGCCUUCCUUCAUCCCGCUUGCUUCCCCAUCGACAUCCCCGAGAACGACCCUUUCUUCGGCGGGACGGGCGACAUCUGUAUGAACUUCGUCAGGUCCAUGUUCGCACCCCGCACCAACCCCUGCAGUUUAGGAUACGCUGAACAGAUGAACCAGAUCACUCACUACCUGGACGGGUCCAACAUCUACGGGUCGAGCCGCCAGGAGGAGCAGCAGUUGAGACUGUUCCGGGGCGGCCUCCUGAGGGUGCAGGAGACAGACCUCCUCCCAGCUGACCCUGAGGCCAUGGAGUGCGUGACUAGCAGGGACGGAAUUCCUUGUUUUAUGGCCGGCGACAACCGCGUGAAUGAGCAGAUACUCCUCUCUGUCAUCCACACCGUGUGGGUGAGGAUGCACAACCGCAUCGCCCGGGAGCUGGCCCGUCUCAACCCCCACUGGUCAGACGAGACCAUCUACCAGGAGACCAGGAGGAUAGUGGUGGCCAUCUACCAGCACAUCAUCUACAACGAGUGGCUCCCUAUUAUCCUAGGCAAGGACUACAUGGCUGCUAACGGGCUCCUGCCACAGCGAGAGGGCUUCUCCAGGGACUAUGACAGUAGUCUUAACGCAGCUGUUCUGAACGAGUUCGCAACCGCUGCCUUCCGCUUCGGCCACAGCCUUGUCCAGGGCAUGAUACGGCUGGUGGGGAAGAAGGGGAUGAAGGACGGAGGAACGCUGCUGCUGCACGACAACUUCAACAACCCGCAACACAUCUACACCCCGGGCAGACUGGACCAGUUCCUCCGGGGCCUGGCCACACAACCCAUCCAGCAGUUUGACAACUUUGUCACUUCUUCACUCACUAACAGGCUCUUCCAGACUCCACAGAUGCCCUUCGGGAUGGACCUGGUGGCCCUCAACACCCAGCGGGGCCGCGACCACGGCAUCGCUCCCUAUAAUAAACUGAGAGAAGCUUGCGGACUUCCAAGGGCCAGGACCUUCGCAGACCUGCUCGACGUUAUCCGGCCGGAGGUGGUGAACGUGUUCCAGCAGCUCUACGCCUCUGUUGAUGACAUCGACCCCUUCGUGGCCGGUAUCUCUGAGCGGCCCGCACCGGGGGCUCUUGUUGGACCCACCUUCAGGUGCAUCAUCGGCGACCAGUUCACCCGCCUAAAGCGAGGAGACAGGUUCUUCUACGACCUGGCAGGCAUGCCGUCUUCAUUUUCUGAAGCACAACUCAACUCUAUCCGGAUGAUGUCAUGGGCGCGCGUCCUGUGUGAGACUGGCGACAUGUUGGGCUACGUCCAGCCCCUCGCCUUCCGUCAGCCUCGGGGACUGAACGAGAGAGUUCCUUGUGACAGUCCCGGCAUCCCGGGGCUCGACCUCACGCCCUGGAUCUCCCGGGUUAAGAAAUAAUAGUUUAUACCGACACCCCGACACCUGCUCCAGGUCUUGCAACACCCGGUACUCUGACACCGCUCCUAGUGUUGUGACACCCCGACACCGCUCCUAGUGUUGUGACACCCCGACACCGCUCCUAGUGUUGUGACACCCCCGACACCGCUCCUAGUGUUGUGACACCCCGACACCGCUCCUAGUGUUGUGACACCCCGACACCGCUCCUAGUGUUGUGACACCCCGACACCGCUCCUAGUGUUGUGACACCCCCGACACCGCUCCUAGUGUUGUGACACCCCGACACCGCUCCUAGUGUUGUGACACCCCGACACCGCUCCUAGUGUUGUGACACCCCGACACUGCUCCUAGUGUUGUGACACCCGACGUCCCAACACCCAAGUGUUGUAAACAAAAGACAAACACGUUGCCAAUAUCGACAGGAAGUGCUAUCAGAGUUGUCCUCAGUGAUAUUGUACAGUGUCGCAACUAGAUCAUUUCGUGUUAAGUGUUAUUAAAGUUUUCACUUAGUGAUAAUGUUCACUAAUGCCCCCACGCAAGGCAUUCUUCAGGUGUAGUAAAGGUCUACUUCCUUACCUUGUGAGAUAAACGCUCGACCAACACCGGACAAACACUCUACCACACAACCCACUCAAAUGCCAGUUAAAAUAAGGAGACAGCAGUCAUUUUUGCUUCUAUCAUAGCACCAUCUCCACCAUGUUAGUUUCUAUCCUUUAACAUCCUUAGGAUGUGAAUCAAGGUUUAAAUUUUAUCUGUGAUAUAAAGCUGUAUAUUUUCCUACUCUAAACUCUCACUCUAAUCUUCAGAAUUAAAAUUAAUAACUUAAUCUUCUCAGUAUAUAAUACCAUUCAGAGGACAUAUACAUGAUACUUGCAAAAUUCCAAAAUACGUCGAAACUAUAAAAUUGCUUUCAAAUAAAGAGUGGGACAGCGAUCAAGAAAAUAUUUUUACAAAGCAAAACGUUAAUUAACAUCACCACAAAUGAUGUAACAGUGAACAAAAAGAUGAUGUUCAUGUGGCUGACAUAUAUAUCUCCACACCAUAGAGACCUAUAUAAUUAUAAGUUAUUUUAUAAGAAAUGUAUAAAUGUGUCACAGAUGUGUAUAUAUAUAUAUAUAUAUAUAUA
Procambarus clarkii (red swamp crayfish) is the source of this 4606-nucleotide messenger RNA. The record is from RefSeq and is a predicted model, not a curated record. Lineage: Eukaryota; Metazoa; Arthropoda; Malacostraca; Decapoda; Cambaridae.